Nothobranchius furzeri (turquoise killifish) is the source of this 5020-nucleotide messenger RNA. Its product is annotated as transportin-2. Gene Ontology annotation, biological process: protein import into nucleus. The record is from RefSeq and is a predicted model, not a curated record. Lineage: Eukaryota; Metazoa; Chordata; Actinopteri; Cyprinodontiformes; Nothobranchiidae. Gene Ontology annotation, molecular function: small GTPase binding; nuclear import signal receptor activity. Gene Ontology annotation, cellular component: cytoplasm; nucleus.
CAGAACGGAAACCGUGGUGGGUCAAUUUCAGUCGGCGUGCUCAUUUGAACAAGAACUGCAACGAAGCCGAAGAAGAGGUACUCGGAACUGAUUGUUCAACUUUCAAAUCAAGAUUGAUGGAGUGGCAGCCGGACGAGCAGGGACUUCAGCAGGUCCUCCAGCUGCUCAAAGACUCUCAGUCACCUGACACGGUCACACAGAGAGCUGUUCAACAAAAACUUGAACAACUCAAUCAGUACCCUGACUUCAACAACUAUCUGAUCUUCGUCCUCACACGACUCAAGACUGAAGAUGAGCCGACUCGUUCCUUAAGUGGUUUGAUACUGAAGAACAAUGUUAAGGCCCACUAUCAGAACUUCCCCCCGACUGUGUCGGACUUCAUCAAACAGGAAUGCCUCAGCAACAUCGGGGAUCCCUCUCCACUCAUCCGCGCCACCAUUGGGAUCCUCAUCACUACCAUAACCUCCAAAGGAGGACUGAAAACCUGGCCCGAGCUGCUGCCUCAGCUCUGCAACUUACUCAACUCAGAGGAUUACAACACCUGUGAGGGCUCAUUUGGCGCGCUGCAGAAGAUCUGCGAGGACUCAUCGGAGCUGCUGGACAGCGACGCUCUGAACAGACCCCUCAACUUUAUGAUUCCUAAAUUCCUUCAGUUCUUCAAGCAUUGCAGUCCAAAGAUUAGGUCUCAUGCUAUAGCCUGUGUGAACCAGUUCAUCAUUGGCAGAGCCCAGGCUCUGAUGGAGAACAUCGACACGUUCAUAGAGAGCCUGUUUGUUCUGGCAGCAGAUGAAGACACCGAGGUCCGGAAGAACGUUUGCCGAGGUCUGGUGAUGUUACUGGAGGUCCGCAUCGAUCGUCUCAUCCCCCACAUGCACAGCCUCAUCCAGUACAUGCUGCAGCGGACUCAGGACCCCGAUGACAACGUGGCUCUGGAGGCCUGCGAGUUCUGGCUGACCAUAGCAGAACAACCCAUCUGUAAGGAGGUUCUGUCCGGACAUCUGGUGCAGCUGGUCCCAAUUUUAGUCAACGGCAUGAAGUAUUCAGAGAUCGACAUCAUUUUACUGAAGGGCGACGUGGAGGAGGAUGAGAUGGUUCCAGACAGCGAGCAGGACAUCAAGCCUCGUUUCCACAAGUCACGCACCGUCACCCUGCGGCACGAAGGAGGGGAGGAAGAGGAGGAUGGGGACGACGAUGAAGAUGAUGAUGACGACACACUGUGUGACUGGAAUCUGAGGAAAUGUUCGGCCGCGGCGCUCGAUGUUCUGGCCAACGUGUUCCGGGACGAGCUGCUGCCUCACCUCCUGCCGCUCCUCAAAGGGCUGCUGUUCCACCCAGACUGGGUCAUCAAAGAGUCUGGGAUCCUGGUGCUGGGGGCCAUAGCUGAAGGCUGCAUGCAGGGCAUGGUGCCCUACCUGCCAGAGCUGGUCCCCCACCUGAUCAACUCUCUGUGUGAUAAGAAGGCCCUGGUCCGCUCCAUCACCUGCUGGGCUCUGAGUCGCUACGCACACUGGGUGGUCUCCCAGCCCCCCGACUCCUACCUCAAGCCCCUCAUGACCGAGCUCCUGAAACGGAUCUUGGACGGAAACAAGAGGGUGCAGGAGGCGGCCUGCAGUGCGUUUGCCACGCUGGAGGAGGAGGCGUGCACCGAGCUCGUACCCUACCUGAGCUUCAUCCUGGACACGCUAGUGUUCGCUUUCGGGAAGUACCAACACAAGAACCUCCUCAUCCUGUACGAUGCUAUCGGAACUCUGGCAGAUUCAGUGGGUCACCAUCUCAAUCAGCCUGAGUACAUCCAGAAGUUGAUGCCUCCUCUGAUUGCAAAGUGGAACGAGCUAAAGGAUGAAGACAAGGAUCUUUUCCCUCUACUGGAGUGUCUGUCGUCGGUGGCGACGGCCCUGCAGAGUGGCUUCCUGCCGUACUGCGAACCCGUUUACCAGCGCUGUGUCACGCUGGUCCAGAAGACGCUGGCUCAGGCCAUGAUGUACAACCAGCAUCCUGACCAGUACGAGGCUCCUGAUAAGGACUUCAUGAUCGUAGCCUUGGAUCUGCUGAGCGGACUGGCUGAGGGUCUCGGGGGUCACGUGGAACAGCUGGUGGCUCGCUCCAACAUCAUGACCCUCCUUUUUCAGUGCAUGCAGGACACGAUGCCUGAAGUGAGACAAAGCUCCUUCGCCCUGCUGGGGGAUCUAACGAAGGCCUGUUUCCCUCACGUGAAACCCUGCGUUGCGGAGUUUAUGCCCAUCCUGGGUCUCAACCUGAACCCAGAGUUUAUCUCUGUGUGUAACAACGCCACCUGGGCCAUUGGAGAGAUCUCUAUGCAGAUGGGUGCAGAGAUGCAGCCCUACGUGGGGAUGGUGCUGCCUCACCUGGUAGAGAUCAUCAACAGACCCAACACCCCCAAAACCCUACUGGAAAACACAGCCAUCACGAUCGGCAGGCUAGGCUUCGUCUGUCCUCAGGAGGUAGCACCACAGCUGCAGCGCUUCAUCAGGCCAUGGUGCACAUCGUUGAGGAAUAUCCGAGAUAACGAGGAGAAGGACUCAGCCUUCCGGGGAAUCUGUGUGAUGAUCCAGGUGAACCCUGCAGGAGUGGUGCAGGACUUCAUCUUCUUCUGUGAUGCUGUGGCUUCAUGGGUCAACCCAAAGGAGGACCUGAGAGACAUGUUCUGUAAGAUCCUGCACGGCUUCAAGGAUCAGGUCGGAGAAGAGAACUGGCAAAAGUUCUCUGAGCAGUUCCCUCCCUUGUUAAAAGAGCGCCUGUCAGCCUGUUACGGAGUCUAACGUGACCCCUCUCUGACCUGUCAGGUUCAUCAGUGGGAGGGUAACCGGGGAACUCAUUGCACUGCCCAAACCACGGGGAGAAACUAAAGCUGGAGGGUCGUAACGGGCCUCGAACCUCCACCCCACGGAUGGCCUCCUGCCCCCGUGGGCCGUUCGUCUCCGUCAGGGAGGGUGGGAGGAGGGUGGUGGGUGUGGGAGGGUCAACUGGGGUUAUAAAUAUACCUCUCAGAUUAAACGCCUCACUUGCUACACACUCAAAGCGACUUUCGCCAACACCUCUGCAGGGAUCUAAAGUAGGCGAGGGCACAAUCAGGGCAGCAUUUGACCUCCCCCGCCUCCAACGGAUCGUCCUCAUGAAACAGCUGCUGGGUGGACUGGGGGUGGGGUGGGGGGGUGAGUACAGAAAUGAAUUAUCCAAACCAGCGUAGGGUGCCACAGUCCCAAAUACUACAGCGCAUGUAGAGUGACUCACUCGUAGCUUUCACAGGUCUGGAAUCAGAGCCAGAACAGAUGCUUUUACUGUGCACAAAACAAUCGCUGCACCUUUUACUGCAAAGUUGCAUCGACUUUUUCAUGAGUCUCUAUUAACAUUUAGUUGAAUAAGUUCCUCUCCAGGCAAUAAGGAUUCUGCAUGAUCACCUCUUUGGUUGCAUGUUUCUGUGAACGUCUCUUUGGUUUGUAACCGUCCAUAUGAGGGAGCUGCCGUGACUCAGAGGCUGGAUGCUUGUUUUCUUUCUUGUCCUUCAUAUUCUCCAUAGUGCAGAGGCUGUGUGUGUGUGUGUGUUUCUUCAAACUGACCGUAGAGUAAUCCAGGAAUAGGCUGCUGUCUGAUGUAAUACUGUAAGCUGAUCCUGAAUCAUUUUUGCUGCUGCUGCUUGUUUUUAGUCUAUUUAAAUAAAGAACCUAAUGAGCGCCAGAUGACUUCUUCAACAAUGGUUUAAAUGCACUUUUUCUUUUCUGACAGACGUAGUUUCUGAUGUAAAGCUUACAGUCGUAUACUGCUUAGUGUUUUUGAUAAGUGAUUUUAGGAUAAUGAGUAAAUUCACACAGCAGGACUUGAUAACGUAGCUCCCCCCGUUGUUACCACUAUCCAUUUGAGCCGUCCUCUGCUUGAUUUUUUUCUGUUUUUCCUGAUAUUAUUUUAAAAUACUAACAGAGCUUUGCCUUUGUUGGUGAACUCACUGCUGGACUGAUGUAGUAGGUACCACAUCAGUCCAGGUUUGAUGAAACUAGAGAGGCUUUUUACUAGGCUGGAUAUUCCCCGACUCCUCUGGUCCAUAUAGGACGGUUGUGUCUAUGGAAACCCUUUAAAACAGCCCGACUGUAAUGGUUGUUUUUUCUUUGACCUCAGGUGUCACGAUGUUUUCCAGCCUGAUUAUGUUGCUCGAAACUUCCAAAUAUAGAUUAUUGUUGUAGCAUGAAGUCACUUUGUUUAUGGGUUAUGUAAUGUGGAGACGAGCAUUAAUGUGAUUUAUUCUCCAAGAAACGUGACUUAAUUUUUUUCUUGAUUUAACCGUGUUUGAGAAUUUGAACCCCUUCAUUAGCUCCACAGUGAGAAUACUGAAGAUGGCAUGACUCAGCUCCACGAAGAUAACAUGACUCAGCUCCAGGGACUCCUGUUAGUUUCUAAAAACAAGCCAAGCUUUGCUAUUUGUUGCCAUGCUGAUGUGUAAAACGUACAACCGGUUGAAGUUAAAUGUUUUGUUUUUUUACUUUGGUUUUUUAAGCUCGUGUCAUUUUUUUUAUUUAUUUUUUUGUUUUUUUAAAUUGUGCUUUGAUGCACAAAUUGUCUUGGACUUUAAAAGUUUUUUGUUUGUUUUGCUUUUUAUUCUUUUUCUUUAAAGAGCCAUUUUGUUUUCGUUGUUUUACAGCGUAUCUAUUCACUGUGUUGAUGCAGGACGAGUACGUUUGGGGUGAAGUCUAGCAAACAAAUUACAACUUUGUUUCACUUCAGUAUCGAGGUUGGCAACUGGAUUCAGUGCAGCAGCUUUUUUGCAUAAAUUUAUUACAGGUUGUAAGAUGAUCUGUAUCCCAGUUAAUUUAAUUUUGUGAGAGGGAAACUAGUUUCUAUUCAGCUUGAGUUGGUUUGAAAUUUAGAUCUACAUUAUUGUCCUUAUGACAUUUGAGGAUGUUUGAAUUUUGUGUUGGAAAAUCUCAGCUCUAUGAAUUGCCAUUCUCAGAGAAUCCCCGUUAGCCUGUUUUAUUUUAAAAUUUCUACUAAAUAAAGCAGCUGAAAAGUG